AUGUCUCUGACGGGAGACAAACAACGCCUUGCCAUGUGCUAUGGUUAUUUCUUAGUAGCUGUUACUCAGUUAGCCCUGGUUAUCCUCGCAUCUGUCCUCCACAAAGGUGUAACACCAUAUAAAACAUCCGCGUAUAAGAGCUACCAAACAGCAACACGUAUCACCGGCGGAAUGGCUUUUCUCCUCAUGGCAGUCCAAGUCUACAUCUCCGUCAUUCCUACCCUCCUCGACGGCCCCAAGAUUGUUAUUGUGUUGUUGCUUCUCGCUCAGCUAGCUUCUACGGCGUACUUUUGCUAUCUUCCCUUCAAAUACCUGAAGGGUGUCGCACCCUGGGAAGAUGGAAGGCUCAUGGCUGAUCAGGAGGAGUUGGGGCUGAAAGUUCUUUCGGAGAAUACGGAUCCGACAUCCUUGAAUGAACAAAGCAGGGCUGCAGACUAUGAUACGAUGGAAUUUGUACAGUUGUCUGGACCUGGGGCUGCUUGUCCCGUGUAAGACGCUGUUGCUGGGCUGAAAAUGGCGGGAGGAUCUCUCAAACUUGCAGAUCAACGUGUCUCAACAGGCUUCAAACUGAG
Messenger RNA from Fusarium redolens, 572 nucleotides. RefSeq lists its product as uncharacterized. The transcript is spliced from 3 exons. Bases 1 to 492 code for a protein of 163 amino acids. The record is from RefSeq and is a predicted model, not a curated record. Lineage: Eukaryota; Fungi; Ascomycota; Sordariomycetes; Hypocreales; Nectriaceae.